CAGUGCGUUGACGUAUGAUCUAUUAUCAACGUUACGGUAGGAACAAAAAAUAUGACGUAGAGGCACACCUCCAGCUUGGAAGGACACCAGCCGGCCGAGGAGGCACCUCAGCAGCCAAGGACAGGCCGAGCACACUGGCUCCUCCGGCCGCAGCUGCGGGCUCACACUCGGUCCGGCGGAUCCCUGAGCCGACUGUUUUUACCGGCGUCUGCUGCGGCUCUCUGCCCGGGAGGACUCAUUUUCAUACCAAUAAGAGCAGCGUGGACGAUGCCCGUCUGAGAACGAGAGCUGAUCUCUGACUCAAACCGGACUCCACCAUGUCGAGCACUCACUUAGACAACGGCUCUGCAAACUCAGCAGAAGCCAAGAAAACAGACCUGAGAACGUACGAGAAGAAAUGCUCGUGGGCCUCCUACAUGACAAACUCUCCAACAAUGAUCGUAAUGAUCGGCCUGCCUGCAAGAGGGAAGACGUACAUGUCAAAGAAACUCACACGUUACCUCAACUGGAUCGGAGUCCCAACCAAAGUGUUCAACUUGGGCGUGUACCGCAGAGAGGCUGUCAGAUCUUAUAAGUCCUAUGAUUUCUUCCGCCACGACAAUGAGGAGGCCAUGAAAAUAAGGAAGCAGUGUGCUCUGGUAGCUCUGCAGGAUGUGAAGGCGUACCUGUCAAAAGAAGGAGGUCAGAUUGCGGUCUUUGAUGCAACAAACACAACAAGAGAGCGGCGAGACCUCAUUCUAGCUUUUGUGAAGGAGAAUGCAUUCAAGGUGUUCUUUGUGGAGUCGGUGUGUGACGACCCAGAGGUCAUUGCUGCUAAUAUUCUGGAAGUGAAAGUGUCCAGUCCAGACUACCCUGAGAGACACAGAGAAAGGGUAAUGGAUGACUUCCUCAAACGAAUCGAGUGCUACAAGGUCACUUACCAGCCAUUAGAUCCUGACGAUUACGACAAGGACCUAUCCUUCAUCAAGGUGAUAAACGUGGGCCGGCGUUUCCUGGUGAACCGGGUGCAGGACUACAUCCAGAGUAAGAUCGUCUACUACCUCAUGAACAUCCAUGUUCACUCUCACUCCAUCUACCUGUGUCGGCAUGGAGAGAGCAACCACAACGUCGAAGGCUGCAUCGGAGGAGACUCGGAACUUUCUCCUCGAGGGAAACAGUUCUCCCAUGCCCUACGAGAUUUCAUCGAGGAGCACAAUCUGUCAGAUUUGAAGGUGUGGACGAGCCAGCUGAGAAGAACCAUCCAGACAGCGGAGGAGCUGGGUGUCCCGUAUGAACAGUGGAAGAUACUCAAUGAGAUCGAUGCUGGUGUGUGUGAGGAGAUGACUUAUGAUAUGAUCGAGACCACAUUCCCAGAGGAGUUUGCUCUGAGGGACCAGGACAAGUACCACUACCGCUACCCAGGAGGAGAGUCCUACCAAGACCUCGUCCAGCGUUUGGAGCCAGUUAUCAUGGAGCUGGAGCGGCAGGGCAACGUGUUGGUCAUCUGCCAUCAGGCUGUGAUGCGCUGUCUGCUGGCUUACUUCCUGGACAAGGGUGCAGAAGAUCUACCAUACAUGAAAUGUCCACUCCACACAGUACUCAAGCUAACUCCUGUUGCAUAUGGUUGUAAAGUGGAAAUGUUUUAUCUUAAUGUGGAGGCAGUAAACACUCAUCGAGACCGGCCUCUUGAUAAAAUCCCGAGGGACUCUGCUCUCAUACACCGGCGGAAUAGUUACACUCCCUUGUCCAGUCACGACCAGGUCAAGCGUCCCAGGCUCUACAGUGCGGGCAACCAGCCCUGGCUCCCGCUCGCUCCCACCCCUUCAGCUCUGAUGCCAGAGGGACGGCAAAGCCAACCUCGGAUAGGAAACGGCUGUCUGAAUCCCUAUGCGAAGGAGGCGACUAUGACAGCCCCGAAGAAUCUAGUGACUGUGUCCGCUUCUGAGUGACGAUGAAAGCAUCUUUCUUCACGGCACAAUGUGGGCGAAAGCUCCGGGUUCACACAUGAAUCAAAUCAUUUUUUUAAACCUUAUCCUUGGAGACGAUGGUCAGACUAUAAGGUCUUUUUUUUUUUGUUCCUAUCUAUCUCAACAUCUGUGUUAAACCGUACUCUGCAUGUUGAGGCUAUAAACUUGAAGCCUUAUCAUUAGUAUCAUAAACACUCUCUGCAUGUGAGACAAAUCAAUCAAUGAACCAAAAUAAAAACAGGCAACUAACACUUGUUGUAAAUAUGACAAUGCCUUACUGAACUCUAAGUAUACUGAUAGUAUUAGCUCCUCUGUAUGAAUGUAACAAAAACAAGUUAUGCAUCAUGAUGAAAACCAGAUUUCUGUUAUGAAGUAGAUGCUGUAAAAUAUUUUUAUAAUAUAAAUACUCUCAUCUGCCAUGCAAACAAUCUGUGUUCCUCUGAAAUGUAUUCUUAGCAUCCUCUGUUACGUGUUAUAUUGAUUUGGUUUAGAUUUAAGGGAAAAUACUAUAUUGACUUUCUUUCUUCAGUUCUGGAAGCCGUGUAUGUUUUACGUGUUGUUAGAUAAAAACACCACAUUGCUGGACAAACUGUAAACCAGCAGCAGAGAGGGAAACUUCCAUUAACAUAUCUGAUGUAUUAAACUGGUGUACUAAAUGUUAAUCCCUUCUUCUUCUUGCCUGUAUAUUCUAUUAAGGGAUUUUGUGCAACAACGGCAUCACAAGUUAGUGGAAUGUUCGCUAUUUAUUGACCUUUGUGUUCCUCUUAUCAUUUAUUUUAAUGGCUUUAUGCAAAUGUAUCUUUCCUCCUUAAAUUCUCUUCACGUCAUCCAUUUUUGAAACACAAAAUCCUCUUAUUUUACUUUAUAACAGACGGCGGCACAAGUUUCAUUCUGACUGUAAUAUUUGACUGUAGAUAAGUUUUUGCUCAAAGCAGCCUAUUGGUGCCUUUUAAGCAGGGGAUUUUGAAGUGACAUUUUUUUUCCCCUGUAGGGGAAUGUUGGAGAAUCUUUGCAGCACAUGAUAUGUUCCAGAUGAAAUGAUCCAGAUCUGUUAGAUGUUGUUUUAUCAUUCUUGGCCUUCAUUUAAGUGAUUUUUGUUCGAUGCAAAAUCGUCUCAAAAUUCUUUAAGAUCUUGGAUUGUCUAUACUGUAAUAUUAUUAUGUUGGUCUCUUCUAUACACAUGAUAUCUACGUAAUGCACGCCUGUCUGUCCUGUGCGAGGGAUUCCUCCUCAGUUAGCCUGUCUGAGGUUCCCUCAAUAUUUUUUCACCCAUUAAAGGGUUUUACCUUAACUGCUCUGAGGGUGCAGGGACAGAGGGUGUUGUAUGUUGUAAAGCCCACUGAGGCAAAGUUUGAUUUGUGGUAUUUGGAUAUAUCCUCCUGAGACCUGAACUUUUGUUUGGUCUGCAUUUUUUAUUCCUCCUAACUAUUUUGGAUCAGAAGGACCUGACAAGUAUAAAAACUAAACAUUGUUACUGAUAAUAAAGUUCAGAUGUCCUUCAACAAGCUGAUGAUAAAUUCCCAGUGUCCUCAAAUAAGUACUUGCUAAUUAAUAGCGCCUUGGCUUGUCACUGAAAAUUGGUCAAAUUUGUUGCCAUAUCCAACUACAAACAUUAUUAAUCUUAAAUUAACAAGAUUCAACCAUAAAAUGUGAUCAGGUUUUGAACCUUGUCCACUUUUGUGUCGGGAUCGACUGCAGACUGACUUGGCCAAUGUUAGACGUGAGCUACAAUCAGGAGCAUUAGAAUUAAUGAUUAGGGGACAGAUCAGUUUGAGAUGGGUGGUCUUGGUGUCUCCUUUACACCUCACCAUAACUGGAGUGGAAAACUUAACACAAAAUUAUUCAGUCAACUGUACACAGAAAGAAGUGUAAUUGGGCUGUUUGUGUUAAAGAACUGGAAGCUAAUGUGUAGCUAUUUGGCUCCUUAACCAAAUAAAUGUGUUUUAUUCCCUUGA
Epinephelus lanceolatus (giant grouper) is the source of this 3901-nucleotide messenger RNA. It is a transcript of the gene pfkfb2b, whose product is annotated as 6-phosphofructo-2-kinase/fructose-2,6-biphosphatase 2b. Gene Ontology annotation, cellular component: cytosol. Gene Ontology annotation, biological process: fructose 2,6-bisphosphate metabolic process; fructose metabolic process. NCBI's taxonomy places the organism in Eukaryota, Metazoa, Chordata, Actinopteri, Perciformes, Serranidae. The record is from RefSeq and is a predicted model, not a curated record. Gene Ontology annotation, molecular function: 6-phosphofructo-2-kinase activity; fructose-2,6-bisphosphate 2-phosphatase activity; ATP binding.